Molecule: messenger RNA, 273 nt
Organism: Emiliania huxleyi CCMP1516
Lineage: Eukaryota; Haptophyta; Isochrysidales; Noelaerhabdaceae
Exons: 3
Coding region: 1-273 (90 amino acids)
Source: RefSeq, a predicted model, not a curated record
AUGUCGCCCGCGCGAUACGUCACUCCUGAUCCCGAUGACGACGGCUACGACGAGGACGUGCCCGCCGACCCCCCACCCCCUGCCGCCGACGACGAUGCCGCGCCGGACGACGAGCCUGUCUUGCCCGACCCGUCGUGCUGCCCCGCGCUCCCGCUGCUUCUGCUCGCGCUCAUCGGCACGGUCGCGUUUUCCUUCUCGCGACAGGAGCAGCGGCGAGAGGCAGCGAAGAAGUGGCACGGACGCAGCGAGCGCGCAGAGGCAGAGCACGAGUAG